Messenger RNA from Exserohilum turcica Et28A, 1287 nucleotides. RefSeq lists its product as uncharacterized. Gene Ontology annotation, molecular function: RNA polymerase II cis-regulatory region sequence-specific DNA binding; DNA-binding transcription factor activity. Lineage: Eukaryota; Fungi; Ascomycota; Dothideomycetes; Pleosporales; Pleosporaceae. Bases 1 to 1287 code for a protein of 428 amino acids. The transcript has 2 exons. Gene Ontology annotation, biological process: regulation of transcription by RNA polymerase II. The record is from RefSeq and is a predicted model, not a curated record.
AUGCAUCCUGGGUCUGACCCAAUGGGUGUACCUCCCAGCUUUGCAGCGCGGAGACCUCACGCCCAGCAGCUCGGCAGCUUUGAGCUGCCCCCGCCACCGAUGCACAAAUAUCCCUUCAACAGCACCGUUACCGCUUCACAGUCGCCACAGGCCCCGGCCACGAUUGCCAGUGUGGGCAAUCUCCUGACUCCGCCAAACACAAACCACAGCGAUGUGAUAAGCUCGUCAGGAGUUUCGACUGCCGGCCCCCAGUACUCGACAACAAUGGCCUAUUCAAACGGCCAAUACAUGUACUCUCCCCCAGCCCAGCCAUCGGCUGCCCACUAUGGCUACUCGGCUGCCCACCACCAACAAAACCAAUACGCUCAGACCCGAGGAGGUAUGUUUGCUCCACCGCGUGCCGACGGCCAGAUCGGACGGCAGGACUCACUCGGCAAAGGGCUGAAUCCGCCACCGUAUGAGAUGAACCAGCAGCUUCCCCCUUUUACGCCUUCGUCCAACGGAUCCAGCAUGCCCUCAAUAUCCACACAGCCGCAGCAGCAGCAGCAGCAUCACCACCACCAGCAGAUGAUGGGUGCCCAAACACCCGUCUCGUCGUCCGCACCUCAGCAGUCUCCCGCACUCAGCCAGGACUCGUUCAGGCCGCCUCAGCCCCCCACCCCUACCUACAGUUACCAUAGCUCGGGAACCCCUCAGCAUUCCAACUUUCCCUACUCGACGGGCCCAUCACCAACACUGAGCCAACAGCACAGCCCCAUCAGCGCUGGUGGAUCCAUGCAGCGAAUGUCACCAGCCGUGUCGCAGGGCUCCAUGCCAUCAAUACCGUCCAACAACCCCGCACAGUCGCCAUACCAGUACCAGCAGCGCCUGCCUCUACAGUACGGUGGAGGCCAAGCGCCCGUCUUUUCCAACGUGCAAAACCCAGCCGGCGGCCUUGCACUGGUUGGCGGACAUCCCGCCAUGAUGUCUGGCUUCAACAGUGGCCACGCUGCGGCUAUGCCGCACUUCAUGGGUCACCCCCAGCACCAGCCACCGACUGCCAACGACCGUCCCUUCAAGUGCGAUCAAUGCCCACAGAGUUUCAACAGGAAUCACGAUCUGAAGCGACACAAGAGGAUCCACCUCGCCGUGAAGCCGUUUCCUUGCAGCCACUGCGACAAGAGCUUCUCAAGAAAAGACGCGCUCAAGAGACACAUACUAGUUAAAGGCUGCGGAAAGGCCGCUGGCGACGAUGCCAAGCGCGAAAGCCACUCACCAAAGGCGGACGAUUUGAAGUCACACUCAUAG